UUUUAGUUGUUAUAUCAUACUGACUACUACAGUCGGCUUAUGCAGUUGCACUUGGUUGCAACACGUGAUUUAUAAAAAACCAACUUAUAUGAAAUAUAUAAUUGGAAUAUAAAUAUACAUGUGAUAAAUAGUACAUAUAUAUGUUUAAACUGUAGAAAUUACAUUUGGCAAAAGUUAUCGUUAAAAUUUUUAUUGAUAAAAUUAAUGAUAAAGUUUUUUAGUUCCUAUGACUAGUUCUCUACAAAAAUUUGGAUGUUACAUUGUGAAAUGAAUUAUUAACAAACUUUGAUUUUAAUAUAUUACAAUUAUGUCCUAUAUGGAUCAAUCUAAAUAUUCAGCAGACCUGUUAAAGCAGGGAAAUAAACAAGUCUUUUUGAGUAAUGAAGAAUGGGAUAAAAUAGCUGUUUAUUUAAUGGGAAUUCGAGAAAGAUAUAGAGAAAAUAUUAUUAUACCAGCAACAGUAGCACCUGUACAAAUUAAAACUAAUGAAGAAAAAAUGGUUGAAGGAGUUAUGGAAAGUUGUGCCUUUAAGAGUAUUAUGAGCUGUGUACUUGGAUAUGGAUUAGGAGCUGCUAUAGGUUUAUUCACAUCAAGUGUAAAUCCAGAUAUGACAAGUGUAGAUAAAAAACAAACUGCACGUGAAAUAUUUAGAGAAAUGAAAAUGACUACGCUUAGUUAUGCUAAGAAUUUCGCUGCUGUGGGUUUAGUAUUUUCAGCUGUUGAAUGUAGUAUAGAAUCUUAUAGAGGUAAAACUGAUUGGAAAAAUGGUACUUAUGCGGGUGGUGUGACAGGUGGUCUAAUAGGUCUAAGAGCUGGUGUAAAAGCAGGAAUAAUAGGUGCUAUGGGAUUUGCAGCAUUUUCAACUGCGAUAGAUUAUUACAUGCACAGAUCAUAAACAAUGUUUAAUGGAAUUACAAUUUAUAUAUUUCUAUAGAAAAGAUAUAAAAGCUUGCAUAUAUUGCGCAUAUUUAUAAUACAUAAAAAAAAAGCAUGAAACACGUUUAUAAUGUAUAAAUACGUAUAAAUGCUUAAAAAUAAGUACAAUAGUCAAGGUAUAAAAUAUGUGGAAAAUUGAUAUUCCUGUUCAUCUUAAAUUAUCUAAAACUUGUCUGUAUACUCCCACUUAUCAAUUGAACUAUUCUUUCAUUAUUUAUUUUAUAUACCUCAAAAUACUAUAUUAAAUUGCAUUAUAAAAAUAUUAAGUUAUAUUUGAAUAUUCUGUUAAAUAAAAAUGAAGUAAAUUAAAUGCAUAUUUGGAAUAAUCCUUAAUACUUUUCACAUAAUACCUUUGUAAGAUAAAUAUGUGCAAAAUGUUGUUGUCAUCUAUUUUUUUUUUUUUUUUUGGAUAAUUUUCCAUAUUGAGAAACAAUAUCUUUUCUAAGUUACAAUAUAUUUUUGUUGUUAAAAGAAAAUGCAGUCUUAUAUUUUCAAUUUUUUUUUUAAAACAUUCUGCACAAUCACACAUCAAGUACAUGAUAUCACAUAAUCUAUUUGAAUUAGAUAUGUCAGGAAAGUAUACAUAUAUAAUAUAUAUAUAUAUAUACAAAUACGAAAAAUAUUUGUAUAUUUGAAGACAUAUUUCUCAUAGUAUAAAUGAGUAUAAUUUUACUCAUAUACUAUUCGUGAACAAUGAUCUUUUUUAAAAAAAUGUUUAUACCAUAUCU
Polistes dominula (European paper wasp) is the source of this 1664-nucleotide messenger RNA. RefSeq names its product mitochondrial import inner membrane translocase subunit Tim22. Gene Ontology annotation, cellular component: TIM22 mitochondrial import inner membrane insertion complex. Gene Ontology annotation, biological process: protein insertion into mitochondrial inner membrane. Lineage: Eukaryota; Metazoa; Arthropoda; Insecta; Hymenoptera; Vespidae. The record is from RefSeq and is a predicted model, not a curated record. Gene Ontology annotation, molecular function: transmembrane protein transporter activity.